AAACAUGGCGCCUUGACAACGUGACUUAGGUUAGAACACUGUACUUUUAUUCGUAAGCCAUCUUGGAGUUUUGUCACGCUCUUCUGUGCGCUUGGAAUUUACGUAAAUCAAGCCGAAGGUCAACACUCUUGAACUCUGAUAUCUUUUAGAUAUUGCGAUCUUGAAAUAUGUGUUUGUUUUAAGUGUUGUCACAGAAAUUUCAAACCGGCGUGCUCGUGUCAGCUAGUCAUGGCCAGUAGUUCUUCACACCGUGACGACGGCUCUGACUGGGAUUCUGCCGAAGAAAUGGAGGCGGAGUCUGCCGAAACGCUCUGCCUUUUCUGCUCGAAGCUCUGCAAGUCUCCGGAGUUGGUUUUCAAACACUGUUCAGAGGACCACGACUUCUGCAUUUCGUCCUUGGUCGCCAAACUUGGCUUGGACUGUUUCUCGUUCAUCAAGAUGAUCAACUACAUCCGUAGCAAGGACAUAACCGUGGAAAGUCUUCAGCGGAUAGACGCCUCCAAUGUUCCAUGGCAGGACGACAAGUUUCUCCAGCCAGUGUUGCCGGAUGACCUCCUCUUAACGUACGAUGUGGAGGACUUAGAAGCAGGAGGUGAUAUCAACAAAGAUGCUGUCACCAUCAGCCAAGCUGAAUACACCAGUCUGCGUCAACGUCUGUUUCAGGCUGAAGAGGCUAUUGAAAAAAUGAGAGAGACUGCCAAAAUCUUCCUGCAAGAUGGCGCCGCGCCGGGCACUGCAUUUCCGACUGUGGGGUUGCUUCGUGCGGACGAGGACUCGCCAUACUUUGAGUCGUACGCGCACCACGGGAUCCACCAGGAGAUGCUACAGGACGCGCCGAGGACCGAGGCAUACCGUAAAGCGCUGGAGAUGAACGCUGAGACGUCAAUCAAGGGUCGGGUGGUACUGGACGUCGGCUGCGGCACGGCCAUCCUGGCCAUGUUUGCGGCGCGGUGUGGGGCCAGCAGGGUGAUCGGCGUCGACCAGUCAGACAUUGUCUUCCAGGCCAUGGACAUCGUCAGGGAGAACGACCUGCACGGCACGGUGACCCUGCUGAAAGGUCGCCUGGAGGACAUUGACCUGCCCGUUGAGCGAGUGGACGUCAUCGUCUCAGAGUGGAUGGGCUACUUCCUGCUGUUUGAAGGGAUGCUGGACACAGUACUGCACGCGCGAGACCACCACCUAAAACCGGGCGGUACCCUCCUGCCCAGUCGGUGCGACCUGUUUCUCGUGGCACUCUGCAACAAAGCGUUGCACCAGCGCCACAUAGGAUUCUGGGGGGACGUGUAUGGCUUCAAGAUGAGCUGCCUCAAAAAGGAAGUGGCCAGGGAGGCUCACAUCAUGCUGGUCGGCUCUGAGAGCGUCUGCUCCGUCCAGCCAGCCCUGGUCAAGAGCCUGGACCUCAACACAUGCAACGUGGAAGACACCAACUUCACAUCGGACUUCGAAUUUGAGGUGGCGCCAGGGGCGGACGAGAUUACCGCGUUUGCCGGCUACUUCGACAGUGCCUUUGAGUUACCUGUGCCUGUCGUCCUGAGCACUUCUCCGCAGGCGAAACCUACACAUUGGAAGCAGACGGUAUUUCUGCUGGAACAACCAAUUGCAGUUAGGCCAGGUGAAAAGAUUACGGGAAAGCUGGACUGCAGGAGAGAUGCGAGGAGGCGGCGUGAACUGCUCGUGGCCAUUACUCUCCAAGACCAGACCUACCAGUACUGCCUCGGCUGACACCCUGGAUACAUUACAUAUGUCAUAAAGUAAAAAGAAAAACAUAUAUAG
Messenger RNA from Ixodes scapularis (black-legged tick), 1773 nucleotides. RefSeq names its product protein arginine N-methyltransferase 3. Gene Ontology annotation, molecular function: protein-arginine N-methyltransferase activity. Gene Ontology annotation, cellular component: nucleus. The record is from RefSeq and is a predicted model, not a curated record. Gene Ontology annotation, biological process: peptidyl-arginine methylation. Bases 229 to 1722 code for a protein of 497 amino acids. NCBI's taxonomy places the organism in Eukaryota, Metazoa, Arthropoda, Arachnida, Ixodida, Ixodidae. The transcript has 9 exons.